Amoebophrya sp. A120 is the source of this 1716-nucleotide messenger RNA. NCBI's taxonomy places the organism in Eukaryota, Dinophyceae, Syndiniales, Amoebophryaceae. The record is from the annotation of a GenBank genome assembly.
UGAUUAGCAUCGUUCUCGCUGCUUUCUGAUGUCUACUUCUCAAGCGACGGUUUCGAUUUUUUGCAAAUCCUGGAGAGGGACCAGGACAACCUACCUUGAGGCAAAAACAACGUCCGACUACUUUAUGUUGAAGAAAUAGAUCCUAAUGUAGUCAUAAAGUAACUCUAACUUGUUCACCCUCGUCACAACGACAUGUUCUUCGCCGGCCGCUUCCUCCCGCUGUUUUUAACGCUCGUCUUGUUCUCGCCCGGCGAACAUGUAAUAUUUUCGUCGGCGUUGUACCUGCGCCGGGAGAAAAAGACGGAGGAACAGGAGCAGGUGCCAAAAAUUUCCAGUGAUACGAUCGAGCGCGACAUGAAUCGCCGGGCCUACAUGCACGAGCCGGUGCGAAAUAUGGAGAACCUGAAGCCCUCCUCAUCCGCGUCGGAGCAACGACGCCGACUGAAGUACUUGGCACACGAGUACGGCGCCGGGGAGCAAGAGCACUACCACAAGUUUCUUGGUAAGUACUUAAAAAUUAUAGUUGGCUUUACUUUAUUGAGGAUUUGAGUUGUGCCUCAAAAUCGUUUUGAUUUGCACUUUUAAUCGAUGCUCAUUUCUCAACAUCGUUUUCAUUACAAAAAAACAAUUAGAAUUAUCCCAAUCACCACUCUACAAAACAGAGGAAGUCAACGAGUCUCUGAACGGCCUCUCCACGGCGGAUGACGCGGAGCACCAACUUCUUUCUGCCGCGAAGGAGUGGAACGACAAAAAGAAGCAGGUGGACCAGAAGUACCGGGCAACGAACCAGAUUUCCGCGAUGAAGCAGCUGUUUCAUUCCAUUGCGGCUUUUGUGAGUCGCGACAUCGUGGACCGGUGGACGUCGACGGAACCCCAGGAGCGUGCCAGGCAGCUCGCGCACGCAGCGGAGAACGCACAACCAAAGGUGGAUAGCACCGAGCAAGUCCAGCUGGAUCAGAAAAACAUGGAGAACACGUCGCCUGCCGGGACAAGAGAAAAGCUCGGGGAAGGUGGCGAGGGGAUUGUGGACAAGAAGAAAAACACCGCUGAUAGUACUUCGGCAGAGGUGGCGAAAGGUGUAGACAAGGGGUCGCUGUUGAACAAGGUGGUGGAAGAAGCAGCUGCGGGUAAGGAGGAGAAAGGCGACGAAGCUGCAGGAGCUUCGUCAUCUGCGGACGAAGAUGCUGAGAAGAAGGAAGAGAAGAACGAAGAAACCGAAACCUCCAAAGAGAAAGACCGUGCGGAACAAGCGGCAGCCGCUGCGCUGGAGAUACCGUUGUGAUAUGCAGGGUCGGGUUUCCGUUUCGUAGAAGCUUAGAGAAAUGCUUGUGCCUCACAUAUCUUUUUAACCUUUCAGAUGAUUUUUAUUUGCUUGUAAUCUUUCUAAUGUAUCCAGGCGUUCCCGUUCUUGAUGCGAUCACUUGUUCACGCUCGGUUUUCGCUGUGUAUGUACAGUAAAGAGUAAGAACCCGCCUUCCCUAUUGUAUCCCUCCAUUCAUUCUUUUACUAGAGGUAGAGUAGUCUUUGAAGCCUGUAGUUCGAUACCACCCUGUACAAAGACAAAUUUGUAUAAAUUUCUUUCAAUAUGAUGAUGAACAAGAACAAGAAGUCAGUCUUUUGCACUUGCUUGAAGAUGCUGCAUGUACAGCAUUCCGCGCGGAAGACCGAGUACCCAUUCGAUAUUCAUACAUAGAUGCUUCUUUUUGUAAAACCUCG